This is a messenger RNA of Aspergillus mulundensis, 2049 nucleotides long. Its product is annotated as biotin--[acetyl-CoA-carboxylase] ligase BPL1. Gene Ontology annotation, cellular component: cytoplasm. The transcript has 4 exons. Gene Ontology annotation, biological process: protein modification process. Gene Ontology annotation, molecular function: biotin--[biotin carboxyl-carrier protein] ligase activity. Lineage: Eukaryota; Fungi; Ascomycota; Eurotiomycetes; Eurotiales; Aspergillaceae. The record is from RefSeq and is a predicted model, not a curated record. The coding region runs from base 1 to 2049 and encodes 682 amino acids.
AUGGCGACGAGCACGGCGAACCCCAACACCACGGGGAAGAGGCUCAAUGUCCUCGUUUACUCUGGAGAUGGAACCACCGUCGAAUCCGUCCGCCACUGCCUCUACACGCUCCGCCGCCUCCUAGCCUCCCGCUAUGCCGUUAUCCCCGUUACAGCAGACAUGCUAAUCAAAGAACCAUGGACUCUUACAUGCGCACUACUCGUUAUCCCCGGUGGCGCAGAUCUAGGCUACUGCCGCGCGCUCAAUGGUGCAGGGAAUCGCCGAAUCGAACAAUUCGUUCGCCGCGGGGGCGCCUACCUCGGUUUCUGCGCGGGAGGAUACUACGGGACGAAACGAUGCGAGUUCGAGGUCGGUGAUAAGACUAUGCAAGUUAUUGGGGAGCGCGAAUUGGCAUUCUACCCGGGGAUCUGCCGCGGAGGUGCAUUCAAAGGCUUUGUCUACCAUAGUGAGGCUGGGGCAAGGGCUGCCGAGCUGACGGUUUCGAAGGAGGCGUUGAGUGCUGGUGUGGUUCCGACUAGCUUCCGGUCAUACUAUAAUGGUGGAGGAGUGUUUGUUGAUGCGCCAGCAUAUGCGGAUCAGGGCGUUGAGGUUCUUGCGAGCUACGCGGAGCGUCUCAAUGUGAAUCCUGGAUCUGGGGCUGCCGCGGUGGUGUAUUGCCCCGUGGGCGAUGGCGCUGCUAUAUUGACUGGGCCGCAUCCUGAGUUUGCGGCUGUCAACCUCGAUCCCAAGGCCGGAGGCCCGGAAUACGCUGAAGUGGUAGAAGCUUUGGCUGCGGAUGACAAAGCCAGGACCGACUUCCUGAAGGCCUGCUUGUCUAAACUAGGGUUGCAGGUAGCACAAGAUACAACGCAUGUUCCCUCUCUGUCGUCUUUGCAUUUUUCGUCCUUGUCCUCAGAUGAUGCAGAACGGGUGCUAAGAUCGCUCGAGGAACUAGCCGGCGAGGAGAGGCUCCUGAAAGACGAACACGACACCUUUAAGAUUGAGAAGUCGGGUACAUAUAAUAUGGGCGACCUCACAGAGUCCCUUCCGCUAUCCAAGGAGUCAUCCGAGUUUUCUGAACAUGAAGGGAUUGUGGAUUAUCAGUCAAUUGUCAAGCGCAUUGUCGUCCACGAUGACGUCCCAUCAUCUAAAAUGACUCCAUAUUUCAACCAUCAUGCUUUCUAUAGCCAUCUUCGGGAUUAUCAGGCUCAAUCAAAGGAAGGUGCUUCUCUUUUCGGCUCGAAUCUUCUGUACGGCGAAGUCGUCACCAGCACCAACACAAUUCUCGAAAAAAACGCUAAGCUCCUCCGCAAACUCCCCGUCGGCACGACCGCAACAGCUACCACCCAAGUAGCCGGCCGAGGACGGGGCUCCAACGUCUGGGUAUCUCCAGCCGGUUCUCUCAUGUUCUCGACCGUUGUUCGCCACCCCAUGGAGAAAAUGCAGUCUGCUCCUGUCGUCCUUAUACAAUACCUUGCGGCGAUGGCAGUCGUCCAGGGAGUACGAAGCUACGACGAGGGUUAUAACGCCAUGCCAGUCAAGUUGAAAUGGCCCAACGACAUCUACGCUUUGGACCCCGAACAACCCGAACACAAGAAACAGUACACCAAAAUCUGCGGCAUUCUUGUAAACUCCCAAUAUUCUUCAAACGAAUACACCUCCGUCGUCGGCAUCGGCCUCAACGCCACCAACGCUUCCCCAACAACAUCUCUCACAGCGCUCGCUGCCCGCUUUGUAGGCCGCAAGGCUGCCCCCGUCACGCUAGAGAAACUCCUCGCGCGUAUUUUGACUGUCUUUGAAGACCUUCAUACACGGUUCCUUCGUACUGGUUUCGACCGCAGCUUUGAGGAAAUGUACUACGAGUCCUGGCUUCACACGAACCAGAUCGUUACGCUUGAGGCUGAAGGCGGGGUACGCGCCAGGAUCAAGGGUGUUACUCGCGAUUAUGGAUUGCUGCUUGCUGAGGAGCUGAGUUGGGACGAUCGACCUACGGGGAAGGUGUGGCAGCUGCAGAGCGAUAGUAAUAGCUUUGAUUUCAUGAAAGGGCUGUUGAAGAGGAAGGUCAAUUGA